Messenger RNA from Blepharisma stoltei, 2579 nucleotides. The record is from the annotation of a GenBank genome assembly. Lineage: Eukaryota; Ciliophora; Heterotrichea; Heterotrichida; Blepharismidae.
AUGAGUUCCAUUCAAUGCUGUAUUUCUGGAUGCAAGCUUAAGCCAGAAUAUUUAUGCGGUUGUACAAACCCAAAAUCAGCUGUCUGCAUCACUCACCUAAAUAGCCAUGGAGAGCCUAGCAUUGUUUCUCACCCAUUUGAAAACAUCUUUUCUCGGCCUUUAGAGAAAACUAAGAUAAGCCUUUUAGCUCGCCUUAGAGAAGAAAAAAUGAAAAUCAGUGCAAUAAAGCAAAAAUUUAUAUCUGAUGAAACAGAAUUUAUAAAAAAUGCUGAAGAUAGCUUGAAAAAUAAAAUCGAAGCACUAACUUCAGGAAUUAAGGUAAUAGACUAUUACAUAGUUACAAUUAUGGCUGCUGAUGAAAUUGAAAGAAAAAGUGACGAUUCCUUAUUGAAUCUUCUUUUACUUAGCCCAAAUGAAGCUUUACUUAAAAUUAAUCAAGUAAUUAAGGAUAAUAUCGAUUUUGGAUCGAUAGCUGAUAAUUGCUGCUUUGAAGAAAGACAAGAUAUGGUGAAUGCAAAUGCAUUAGAGACAAAUGAAAAAAUUAAUAAAUUGGAAAGAGAGGUAAAGGAACUUAGAGAGGAAAUAUCGUCUCUAACUUCCUCGCCUCCGUGAGUGAGCAAAACCAUUAGAAAAAUCCCGAUUUUUUGCCCAAAAACCCACCCUCCGUGAGUGAACAAAAAUUGUUUUAAUAGGAAAAAAUUUUUUAUGGAAAAAAAAUCUUGUUAGAUAAGUGAUAAUUACUAUAAUGAAAUAUCGAGCUAAUUCAGUUUAAUUUUAAACAAAUUGCGUUUUAAAACAUAAAUUUUACAAAUAAAUUAAUAUUUGCUUUCCAAUUUUUAGAAAAGUGAGAUUUUUUUUAAAUUUCGAAAACAAAUUUUUCUAUUAUAUAUAAAUUUUUUUUAAAAAAAAAAAAUUAGCACCUCUCCGUGAGUGAACAAAAUUUUUGUUCACUCACGGAGGGGGGAGUAAGAGAAUUAAAAGAAGAAGUAAAAUCUCUAAAUCUUAUCUAUUAACAAGCAAAAAUCUCAGAUUUUGUAUUUUUCAUUUUUAUUUUAAAUCUAUUUUUAUUUGCAAAGUGGAAUCUUCAAAUUCUGUAUAAUUUUCUCAAUUGUUUUUAAUGUCUAUUUUCAUGGGAAAAUUAUUAUAUAAAGUGCUUAUUAUUUGUAUGAAAAUAUUUUAAUAGCAAUUUUUCUUAUAUAUUAAAUAGUAUAAAAUAUUAAUUAUAACAGUUUCGGUCAAUAUAUAUUAGAAAAUAAUUAAUAGGUGAAAAUAAGAGAAUUUAUAGCUCUUAAUGCUAUUGAUUACAGUUCAAAUAUAGAAAAACAAAAAAGUAAUAAAAAUAAUGAGGAAUCAAAAGAAAUAGUUUCAGUUGUAAAGGGCUUAGAAAAAGAAUUGCAAUUUCAAAUGAAUUCAUUCUCUGCAAGUGCACCAUUAAGCUCAUUGAUUCCAGAUACUUCUCUACUUAAUUUUCCAAUAAUUCAUAAACCACCAAAGCCUGGACUUAAAGACUUUGGAAACACAUCUUAUAUUAAUUCUCUAAUCCAAGUCCUUGCCAGCUUCAAAUUUUUUGUAGAAAUAAUAGUUGAAUCUUACGACGACUUGCUUAAAACUUUAAGCAAGCUAUUGUUAAGCAUAAAUUACUCAAGUUCACAAGAAGUAAUCGAUGAUUUGUUACUUGAAACAGCCACUGCCUUAGCCCAAGCAUAUCCUAUUGUAUUAACUAUUUAGAUUAACAGUAAUAAAGACCCAAAACUUUUGCUAGAAUUUAUUAUAUCAAAAUUCAAUGAAGUUUGCCCAGGAUAUAAUUUAUUUACAAUAGUUAAACACGAUAAAAUAGUUUGCGCUUUAGGCCAUAUUGAUGAAAGUGGCAGUAAAGAAAUCAUUCUAAAUGUAUCUGAUUUGCCUAACGGACAAAUGAAAGAUGCGAUUGAUUCUUUAAAAGCUCUUAAGCUUACUGAUAUGAAUUGCAGCUUUUGUAAUAAGAUUCAAAUAUGCACAAUUUCUAUGGCCUAUAUUGAGCUUCCUUGUUUUUUAGUUAUAAGUUUUCGCCCUAAUAAUAACUUUGUGUUGCCAGAAAUGUUUUGCUAUCAAAAUUCUUCAUAUGAAUUGUUUGGGGAUAAUCAUGAAAGUCUUGUGUGUAAAUUACAGUAAAUUUGAAAAAAAAUAUUUUAAGAGUUUAUAAAAUCUCUGAUAUUUGAUAAAUAAAAAAGUGGAUAAAAAAUAUAAAAUUUAAUUUCAAAACCCCCUUUAAAUUAUACAGUUUUUAUUGCUUCAAUUUUAAAAAGGAUAAGGUUUCUUUUUCAUGCGAAAAUGGUGAAGAUUUGUGGUUUUAAAGCAAUUUUUUCCCCGUAUUUUUAUGUGAUUUUAAAAAAAUGAAAUUAUGCGAUUUCCAAAUCAAGGGUCUUUCGUGAUUAUCAUUGUUUGGAGCAAUAAAGAAAGUUCCUGAUCAUAGGGCUACUGAUAAAUAUAUUGCAUUGACAAAGGAUGAUGGAGUUUGGAGUAAAUAUGACAAUCUAGAAUCAGAAUGCCGCAAUAUAGAUUUUAAAGGAUGCUAUCUUGCCUUUUAUAUGAGCGUAUAG